Messenger RNA from Prorocentrum cordatum, 2217 nucleotides. NCBI's taxonomy places the organism in Eukaryota, Dinophyceae, Prorocentrales, Prorocentraceae. The record is from the annotation of a GenBank genome assembly.
AUGAACUUCCAGACCAUGAGGGGGGCCGCAGCCAUCGAGCAGGCCGCCCGGACCCAUGAUGACUUCGAGCUGCCGAAGCGGCCGAAGGGCAAGACUGUGAGCAAUAGCUCAUGGCUGCGAGAGGGCCUCGGCAUCGAUGACGACACGGGUGCGUCGGACAGGGUUGCCACAAACGCCGCCGUGCGCGGGGCGGCUGGCCGGGGCAAGAUCAAGAUCUUGUCGUCGCUGUACGACGAGGGACAGUGGGAUCCUUGGCGAUGCAGAGUGUCCAUCGAGGCCGCCGACGAGGGCGGCUACCUGCUCGACCUCCUCAAGGCCUUCCUCGUCCACCUGAGCUGGUACCCAAGCCUCGCAGAGGAGCAGGAGGACCUGGUGGUGAAGGAGCUCGCCACUGCGCCAGAGCCCUGCCAGAAGGCCCUCGCCAAAAGCCCGUUGCGGAGGGAGCUCACCCAGAGGACCUGCCUGCUGUCGAACCUGAUGCUCGUUAACUCUCCCAUGGCGGCGCGCGUGCUGGAAGCCGCGGCCGAGGAGACCUUUCUCGUGGAGAGGAUGGAGGCAGUCGGGCCCGUCAUCCAGAAUCACGUGCAGACCGGUGGGCGCGAUGUCCGCACCAGCCCCCCUGUGAGCGGCAAGAAUUUGCGCAACCAGGUCUCCCAGGAUGGCUUUGUUGCUUGGCCAGGCGUGUGGCGCCAGGCAUGGCACUUCACCGACCAUAUGAUUGCGUGCGAGUUCAAGGCGGUUGACCAGACCGUGGAGGCGGCGCAAGGCAAGGUCGAUGGCAUCACGCUCGCGUGGGAUGAAGCGCAGGUGUUCGUGCAGAGGCUCUUGGUGCAAACGGAGCAGGCGGUCGCCGAGGUCUACGAGGCGAACUUUGACGUUGCGAAGGCCGAGUUUGAUGGCAAGUGGAAGGGUCUUGAGGACAUCGCCAGACCCACCUUCCACGACCCUCCAGCGGAAGGCGGGAGCGCACUGGCGGCGCACGCGUGGGCGAGCCUCGGCUGGGCGAGAAUAGAGGAGAUGGUGGUGUUCCGCGGCGACUCUUUCGAGCCUGUGCGCAGGUAUCCCCACAGGAAGUUCCCAGCCACUCUCGACACGUUGUACGUGAAGAGGUUCUUCGAUCUGUCCCGGCCGCAGGCGCCCGUGGAUGCCGGCGUUCGCCUGCCGUCGAGAGGCGCGGCGGCGUCGGCCUUCAGUUUGACCGGCUGCCCUCGGUCAGCGAUCAGCGGGGCAUUUUUCUCGGCCGCGCUUGCGGAUCGGAUGCCAUCGGCGUCUCCUAGGAAAGGCCGUGAUGCAUGUGGCAAGGUCAUGACCACGAGCGCCCUCUUUGGGCGUGAGGUGUGGCAUCUUCUGCUGGGCAUAGGCGCCCAGGCUCCGACGCCGACGUCCGUCGAGGCGGAGGUGACGCUCGAUAAGGAGCUCCGGGCAGAUUUCCUCAUACCGCUGACCGCAGAGAAUUUCUGCUUCGUUUACCCGUGUGCUGAGCUUCCAUGGGGAGGGUAUCUCUACAUCGACGACGACGGGGAGUGUGUGAAGCCGAUAGUGAUAAACCAGGUCAGCCACAAAGCUGGACAGCAGGCGUUCGCUUUCGGCGAUCCCCUACCCUUGAACGAAGAGAAUACCCAGAUCAUUUACAACGAGCUUCAGGAUCUAUCUCCCGACGACCCUUACCACGACGAGGGCGCUAUUUCUUACGCAUGGGUCAUGAAGGUGCCCGGGCUAGAUCUCCCACUAGGCGGUUUCGCCUACGUGUUCUCAGACUCGACGCUGAACAGGGUGUUCCCUCUCAAGGCGGUCGGUGAGGUUCUGAGGAUGGCCGACCUGCCGUGGGAGGUGAAUGCCCACGCGCUGGGCAUGAAGUCGAACGGGAACGAGCUCCAGAAAUACAUCGCCCCGCGAGGAGAACGGGGACCGGGCCGCGCCCGUGGCCAUCAUGCGGAUCACGGCGCCGGACGUGCUGCACCCCAUGAUGCUGCACGGACUCGCGUACACGCCUCGGGAGGACUCGACGUGCUUGCGACGGAUGUUGCCAAGGCGAUCUCCUACGCCGCGUUCGACCGGGCCUGGCCGUUCUACUUGCAGCAGUUCGUUUUCGAUUUCCUUAGUGCCAUGAUCCUUUUUUACAUUGCUUGGGAGGUCCAUAGGCUGCAACAUGAUGAUGGGACAGUGCAGUGGAACUUUGAUGAGUGGAAAUAUUGGCUUUUGCCAUCAUUCUUAUAG